CUUUUCUUUGGGGCCCGCCUCCCAGAGACGGAGGGACCGAGCGGGAGGAGCAGCCACGGGGCCCACCAGACGCCGGAGCGCAGAGGAGCCCGGACAGGUGGCCGGGAAAAGCGCGCCGCUCCUCGGAGCUACUGCAGCGGCGACGGCGCGGCCGGGCGGGAGUGGAGUCGGCGGCCGGCCCAGCGGGGCGGGGCUGCGUUCCUCACGGGCCCCAUGUGUCGCCUGGAUAAGCUUGACACCAGCAGCUCCCAGAAGCUCUUGAUGAAAACAGGACUCAUCCUGAUUGUCAUUGGUCACCUGAACUUCAUUUCAGGAGCCCUGGUCAAUGGAACGGUCUUGCGCCACAUUGCCAACCCUCAAGAUACCAUCUCAUUGCAGUAUGCCAUUUCUAACAUCAUUUUGGCUAUCUCAGCCGUCUUGACAAUAUCCUGUGGAAUAGCAGCCAUUGUGCUUUCCAGAUACCUCUCCCAAAAGUCACUGGGAUGGGCUGUUUUCUCCCUCAGCAUCAUCAGCAGCCUCCUCUCGCUCUUCUGCCUGGCGGGGCUGGCCGUGGCCAUCGGCCUGACCUUUGCCAACCGGGGCCACGCCCUUCUGUCUGUGUGCACUUUUGCCGACAUGGAGGUCAUUCAGAUCACCCACGAGUGCCCCUUCGAUCCCACACGGAUCUAUAGUUCUGCCCUGGUCCUCUGGGGGCUCUCCUUUCUCUUGGACUCCGUGGAGAUCCUCUUCAGCAUCCGUUGCUUUCUUCUCACUCUUACGGUCCUGAACCUGAAGCUCUGUCCCCGGAGGAGGAGGAAGCGCAAGAAAAAGAUCUCGCUGACGUUCAUCCCCGCUGAGAGCAGAGACGCCUGCGAGGGACGCGACCUGCUGAGGAUGGAGCGCUUGCGGGUUGUGACGCUGUAGAGGCCCAACGGGGUCGCUCAGGUGAGCCUGGCAGGCAAAACCCUCACGGACUCCUCCCGACUGUCCCUGGUCCCCAUCUGGCCUCGCUGACCGCUGGGAGGCCUGGAGCCUGCCGGGAGAGAUGACCAAGGCCUGCUGCUGCUCCUGCUGCUGGUUCCAGGCAAUGGACAGCCUUGUGUUUGUGCAUUUCUCCUGCUCACCCCCUGGAUGUUGUUUCCCGCUCUGACUUCUCGAAAGAGGCCGUGAGCUCUUCCUCCUCCUUCCUUCCGAGGCACACACAGGUGCGCCUACCCUCACCUGAGAUUCUCCUGGGAUGGCCAGGCCGGAGGUUGCAGCAUUGACCAGGACAUCUGGACGGGGACACCUGGCCGCUCUCCUCAGGGAGGGCCAAUGAUGCUC
Molecule: messenger RNA, 1302 nt
Organism: Notechis scutatus (mainland tiger snake)
Lineage: Eukaryota; Metazoa; Chordata; Lepidosauria; Squamata; Elapidae
Gene: TMEM54
Product: transmembrane protein 54
Source: RefSeq, a predicted model, not a curated record